Messenger RNA from Manis pentadactyla (Chinese pangolin), 7816 nucleotides. RefSeq names its product suppressor of cytokine signaling 7 (gene SOCS7). NCBI's taxonomy places the organism in Eukaryota, Metazoa, Chordata, Mammalia, Pholidota, Manidae. The coding region runs from base 205 to 2130 and encodes 641 amino acids. The record is from RefSeq and is a predicted model, not a curated record. Gene Ontology annotation, cellular component: phosphatidylinositol 3-kinase complex. Gene Ontology annotation, molecular function: 1-phosphatidylinositol-3-kinase regulator activity. The transcript is spliced from 10 exons. Gene Ontology annotation, biological process: intracellular signal transduction; phosphatidylinositol phosphate biosynthetic process.
CGGGGCGGUCCUCGGUGGCGGCGGCGCGCGGCCUGGGCUCACGCUGGGCUCCGCGCGCCCCCCGCCCCCCUCUAUGAGGCAGAGGCCGCGGCGGCCGUUAGCGCUGUCGCUCCGGGGACAGCGGCGGGCGGGGCUCCCGCGGGGCCCGGCCUAGUCCCCACCCCAGCCCGGCUCCCAGCCGCCCUCCCUCUCUCCCUCUCCCCGAUGCAGGGGGCCGAGCUCCGGGAUGGCGAGGCGGCGGCGGCGGCGGCCGCUUCGUACCGCGUCCUGAGCCGCCUGCUCGGCUAUGGAGAGGCGGCCCCCGAACCAGGCCCGCCGCCGCCGCCCCCGGGCCAUGGCCCCCAGCCACCACCCUUCCUCGCGCGGCCCGGCCCGCGGGGCUCUCGGCCGCCGCAGCUGAUGGUGUUCCGCAACGUAGGUCGGCCGCCGGAGGAGGAGGACGCAGAGGCAGCCCCAGAGCCGGGAGCCUCGGACCUGCUGUGUCCCCGGCACCGCUGUGCCCUGGACCCCAAGGUCCUGUCUCCGGGAUUGGCGCUCGAGCGAACCUGGGGCCCGGCGGCUGGACUAGAGGCACAGUUGGCGGCUCUGGGGCUCGGGCAGCCGGCAGGGCCGGGAAUCAAGACGGUCAGUGGGGGUUGCUGCCCGUGCCCGUGCCCCCCGCAGCUGCCCCCUCCGCAACCCCAGCCGCCUACUGCCGCCCCGCAGGCCGGGGAGGACCCCACGGAAACGAGCGACGCGCUGCUGGUCCUGGAGGGCUUGGAGUCGGAAGCGGAGAGCCUGGAGACUAACAGCUGCUCGGAAGAAGAGCUCAGCAGCCCGGGCCGCGGAGGAGGAGGGAGCGGCCGGCUUCUGCUGCAGCCCCCAGGCCCCGAAUUACCCCCGGUGCCCUUCCCGAUGCAGGACUUGGUCCCUCCAGGGCGAUUGAGUAGGGGCGACCAACAGCUGCAACCUCCCCGGCCGCCUCCUCCUGAGCCCCUCCGGCCGCUCGCAGGCCCUUCUCGGAAGGGCUCCCUUAAAAUCCGCCUCAGUCGCCUCUUUCGCACGAAGAGCUGCAACGGUGGCUCCGGCGGCGGGGAUGGGGCCGGCAAGAGGCCGUCUGGAGAUCUGGCUGCUUCAGCUGCGAGCUUGACAGACAUGGGAGGUUCUGCGGGCCGGGAGCUGGACGCGGGGAGGAAACCCAGGUUGACACGAACUCAAAGUGCCUUUUCUCCAGUCUCCUUCAGCCCCCUGUUCACAGGUGAAACUGUGUCACUUGUGGAUGUGGACAUCUCUCAGCGGGGCCUGACCUCUCCUCACCCACCAACUCCCCCUCCUCCUCCGAGAAGAAGCCUCAGCCUCCUAGAUGAUAUCAGUGGGACGCUGCCUACAUCUGUCCUUGUGGCUCCGAUGGGGUCUUCCCUGCAGUCUUUCCCCCUACCUCCGCCUCCUCCACCCCAUGCCCCAGAUGCAUUUCCCCGGAUUGCUCCCGUCCGAGCAGCUGAAUCCCUGCACAACCAGCCCCCCCAGCACCUUCAGUGUCCCCUCUACCGGCCUGACUCAAGCAGCUUUGCAGCCAGCCUUCGAGAGCUGGAGAAGUGUGGAUGGUAUUGGGGACCAAUGAAUUGGGAAGAUGCAGAGAUGAAGCUGAAAGGGAAGCCAGAUGGUUCUUUCCUGGUACGCGACAGCUCUGAUCCUCGUUAUAUCCUGAGUCUCAGUUUCCGAUCACAGGGUAUCACCCAUCACACUAGAAUGGAGCACUACAGAGGAACCUUCAGCCUGUGGUGUCAUCCCAAGUUUGAGGAUCGUUGUCAAUCAGUGGUGGAGUUCAUUAAAAGAGCCAUCAUGCACUCCAAGAAUGGGAAGUUUCUCUAUUUCUUGAGAUCCAGAGUACCAGGACUGCCACCAACUCCAGUACAGCUGCUCUAUCCAGUGUCCCGAUUCAGCAAUGUCAAAUCCCUCCAGCACCUUUGCAGAUUCCGCAUCCGACAGCUCGUCCGGAUAGAUCACAUCCCAGACCUCCCACUGCCUAAACCUCUGAUCUCUUAUAUCCGUAAGUUCUACUACUAUGACCCUCAGGAAGAGGCAUACCUGUCUCUAAAGGAAGCGCAGCUCAUUUCCAAGCAGAAGCAGGAGGUGGAACCCUCCACAUAACAAGGGGCCCCUGCUGGUCUCCACCAAGGGCAUUUGGUUGCCAAGCUCCAGUUUUGAAGAACCAAAUGAAGCUACCAUGUGAGGAGAAGUGAGGAAAACCAGAGCGAAUGGGAAGGGUUGGGAACCUCUGUGUGGACUGUGGCUCCCCACAGCCCUGGAGCUUGGAGGAAGCCCACAACUGUACUGUCUGAGGGGAGGCCCCACCUCUCCAUGUCCAGACCUGGGGUGGCCUGGCACUGGAUGAGCUCCUUGGAAAACUGGAAGAAGUCUCAACACUGUUCCUUUUUCAGAAGUUUUGUUUUGGAUGUUUGUACCUUUUGGUAUGGAAAACUCACCUUAAAGGCAGCUGGGGUUGGUGCCCAUUGGACUGGAAGUGGUGCCAAGGGUUGAGCAUGUCCAAAAGAGGGAGGGGAGGGGAGGGGAUUGCCAGCGAUGGUCAUUCAGCUGGCCGCAAAGGCCGAGUGCAAGUCUUCACCACUGACCUGGAGGAAGGGAAGAGGAGGAGUCAGAAUGCAAGUCAGGAGUCUCUGAAGGAUGGGAGUCUGCUGCUCUUCAAGCCCGGGUAGCCUCAGGAGGAGCAGGAAAGAAAGGAGGAAGCAUAGUGUCAGCUGGAAAAUUACUGGACAGAAACUGGUAAAUGGCCUCUGCUGAGGGAAGUAGUGACUCCUUGCAUUCUUUCCUGUUAAGAUUUAGAAACCUGGUUUCAGAAUCACCUCCCAUAGAAGCUGUGUUAGUUUUGUUUUACUGAAUUCCUAAGUUCUGUGACCUCAAGUCUGCCCCACUCUUCCUCCACCCUCAGUCCAUUCCCCUGGAGAUAACUGCAUUUCACUCUGGUCACAAUCUUAAUAAUAUCAUUCCUGUUGCUUCCACCAGCUGUUGAGGCAGUAGUUUUUCUCAUCACCUGAGCAGUUCAGAGCUCCAAUCAUGAGCUGCUAAAGUUAAUGGAGCUUGCUUCCAGAUUCUUAAUGGCAAAGCGUCCCGGUGACUUAGGAGUCAGUGUUACUUAUCUCCUUGUCUGUCAGCUAGUGAGAAGGAAUGUGGAGAAAAGUGGGAAACGAAGCUAUUGUAGUUGUGCUCUUCCUCAAGAAAGCUCUUUAGUGUCUCAGCCUUAAUGGGAUGUCCUUAGAUCGGAGAGGAGAGCAUACGUCUUCUGUGUGUAGGUUUAUCACUGUCAUCCUGUUACCGAGAUGGGAGGCAGCAAGGGCUUUUUUAUUUCCUGUCUUCUUUCUAGCAACCCAAACAUUCUCCUGAGUCAGAUCUUACUUGCCUGCCUUUGGGAAUUCUGUCAGAUGCUGAUUUGAGAGUUGCGCAUCUUCCAUGUUGGAGUAGAAGAGGAGGGAGAACUCCAGUGCAUUUCAAUAGUCUUUCAUUUUUUCUGAAGUGGGCCAUUGUCAAGUCAUAUAACAUGAAUUUGCUUUUCUAUUGAGUUACUGUGGGGAGAGGUUUGCUAUUAAGAUGGAAAAAUUGAACUGUUUAGUCUUUAUUACUCUUUUGCGUUGUGUUCCAUUAGAUUGCCUCUUUUGGUUCCCCGAUGCUUGUAUCGGCCUCAUCUCGAGAUAAAUAAUAUUGUCAGGUUUGAGGUAAGGCCCCAGGGAUUAGGUAAUCUGUAGGACUGCCUCAUCUGGAAGCAUGGGCCUUCUGCCUGAUGUCCUGCAUGGAGGGACCAGUCUUCCUCCGUGUAGCUGAAUAGGGGGGAACUUGCAUUGUUACUUGGCUCUGAAGAGGUGACCCAUAAAAUGAGCUUUAAACACAGCCCACCUCUGAUUUGUCAUGAGGUGCCUCUUCUCUCCUUGGCUUCCAUGGUAGUAUUACCAACCAGUUAGGAUUAUGAUCCCAGAAACUGGCUGAACCUGUGAGUCCUGCCACUUGGGGGUACCAGUUAAAUUGCCAUCUUCCAGAAGGCACCACCUAACUAUGGAGCCCACAGGCUGGAUUCCACUGCGAUCCUUGAGUGGCUGAGUGCAGCUACCUGGAAUCUUUUUUUUAAACCAUUUCAGCCACCCAUAAUUUUAAAAUUAUUUUUUAGUGUAUGUUUGCCUGAUUCUGGUUAAAGACUAUGGGAAACAGGAGGUGAAAGACAUGCUAUCUGGCCUAAGGGAGCUUUUUGGUUAUUGCUGCCUGUGAAGCAAUUGGAGAGUGACUCAGUGUGACAGAGAGAAUCAAGGGCUGUCUUUAAGAUGAGGGUAGACCAAAUGGUCUAGGAAAGCUCUGUGGUGGUGAGGCUUUGGGUUGUAGGCGAGGGUAGGACAGUGAGAUGGAAAACAUGGAAGCAGAAAUCUGUAUGGCAUGUACUGAAUGGUGCACAGCCCCCAGGUUAGCGUGGGCCCAUUAGAGCAGGACUAAACUGAAACUUCCUGGUCAUUACACACGUCUGGAUACUGAGGUGUUAUAAUGGUGAAGUGGAGCCCAAGCCCAGAAGUCAGCUGGGUUUCUGCCAUGGCUAGAGCCCCACUGCUCUAGUGCAGCCUGGGUAGGGGAGGCAGAGGCCCCUGUGGUUCAGGGGUUUGCAUUGGAGAAGUUGUGUACUUGGCACAAAAUCAGACUGGCUGUGAGGCGGCAUGAACCAGCCCACUGCCGUCCUUCCUCCUGGGGAGGAUGUGUUUACCUGUGAUCUGCCAGCAUGAAUCACAGGCUGGGCUGUAGCCCGGUCCUCCCUCUGUAGAGUGGGCCACAAGACAGUUGCACAAAGGAGACAGGCCCCACUGAGUGAUGAGGAGGGGGGAGGGGCAGCUGGCAGAGGGCCCACCCUGGUCAGAGAGCAGAGAGAGGUUGCUGGGGCAGCUGGGCCAUGCUCAGCACUUGCCCUUCAUCUCCCCUGGCUGGGCCCACUCCUGCCUUUGUGAUUCCAUGCAGUGCUAAUUAAAGUGCAUUCUAUACUGAGGGGACUCCUUUUUAAAAGGUUGUUGCAUUUUAAAAUCACAAACUGGAAAAGGUUCUCACUUCUAGGGACCCAUCAUUGGGUGAUGUCAGCACCCUCAGGUCCUGCCCAUAUAACCCCCAGUUUACUACUGCAUUACUGUGACCUUUCUCAGGACAGGCGUGGACCACUGUGAGCUAGUGACAGCUACUGCUACAUGUGCUAUUACUUGAAAUUUGUGUGUGUUGUGGUGGGAGCACAGGAGGGUGGGGGCUUUGGGGACUCUAGAUAAGUAGGUGACACCUGGGAGUUGGGACCACUGCUGAUGACCUUGGUCUGGUCGCCUGCCUGGGCCUAGAUGUAGUGAAUGUAAGCCCCUGGAAUGUGAGCCAAGGGUUGCAGUCCCAGCCUCCUGAGAGUGCUAUGGUUUCUGCUCUUCCUCCUUUCCGACUUCACUGGGGCUGAUUGUAUUGGCCCCUUAAUAAGGUUGGGAGUAAUGCAGAUAGCUGCAAACCCCCACAGCACACGUCCGGGGAGGGUGAUUAGUGUUCGCAGUUCCUGGUGUGAGAGACUAGAGCUGGAUGUCCCGGAGAGGCAGCCUUUUCAGCCCUCACCCCGGGGCCCCAGAAGAGCAUGGCCUGCUUGAAGCCCUGGGGUCCCAGCAGGAAAUAGGGAUAGAAUGAAAUUUUCCCUUAGGUUAGAUCCUGCCCUGCUCUGCCACUUCUCCCUUGGCUUUGAGCCCUGAGGUUGUAGGACUGGGCCCUGGGAUAUAGCUCUGUGGCUGCAGGAAGGUCUGAGAGUGGAAGAGUGUGUGUGUGCGUGCGUGUGUGUGUGUGCACGCGCAUGAGUGUCUGUGCGUGACUUCAUUUGCAGAAGUCUUGCUACCAGUUGGGGUGUUGAGAGUAUCUCCACUGGGGGGAGACCUGCGAUUUGUUUUCCACUUUUAAGAGAAUGACAUGCCCCCUGUCCCUAAGGGAGGAGCUUUUGAGUUAGACAUUUUCCCUAUGGGAAUCCUCUUGGUUUGAUCUGUGGGAAAGGGGGAAUGGAUAAAUGAUUUUUAUCUCUAAUUGUCAACAUAGCUGUUCUUACACUGAAUUUGUGCUAUUGCAUACAUGUAGCCAUCUUUCUUUUCACUGCAGCAGUGUUUAUCAGUAGUUUAAAAUGAUUUAUUUGCUCCUGGGGAGUAAAACCUUUUUUAUUAAAAAAAGAAAAAGAAAAAAAAAAAGAAAAAGUGUGACCCCUUCCCCCUGUUGAUAAGCUGUAGGCUCAUUGGGCCACAAAGCUCAAGAAGGCAAAGUCAGGUCUGCCAGUCCCCAUGAUCUACCCUGUGUUGACACUGGAGCCUUCAUGCUCAGCACAAAACAACAGGAGGCCUUGAGAAGGUGGAGAGCAAAGUCUUGGGAUGAGUGAGAUAGGGGUUGAACCAUAGAGACAGAGUCCUUGGGGAUUCAGGUGCUGCAGUUGCAAAAACAAGAGUUAUGGAUUGUAUUAAAAUAUUGAUUAUCUAAUCUGCUAGGGGAAAGACCUUUCUUUACAUGCAGAUUCCGUAUUGUCUUGGUCCUUUUCAUCACUUCUUGACUGUCCUGGUAGGUGCUGCCUUGUUUCUUCCAGUUUCCCAACCCGUCCUCUCUACCCCUCUUUCCAACCUUUCCCACUCCCAGCUACCCCCCGGGAAGCCAGUUCUGCAUGCCAAGUCUGUGACAUGCCUUCACACCCAUUUCAUCUCAUUCAGAGGGUAUCUGGAGCUGCCCACCCCACUCCUUCCUCAGUGUCAAGAGGCAUCAAGGGGCAGGCGCAAAGCAGCCAGCCGUGGCAGGAAGACAUGACUGUCUGGUUGCAGCUGGACUGCAAUCGUAGUUGCUCCUGGAGAUACAGCAUAAGGAAAACGGAGGACAUUCUUGAUCAGAACCCAAGAUAAUCACAAACCACACAGCCCCACUCAGAGCUACAUCCCGAGCCCCCUACCCAGCUCAGGUGGAGCAGGAAGGCUGGUGUGCCUACUCCAUCCUUGGUGCUCCCUUGAACAGGGACCUGCCCCUCACUGUUAGGCCCAGAAUCUUUCCCCAGGAACAAGCAUAAUCCUGGCACUGCUCUGAGGGCAAGCUGAUUGUUGAAAUGCCCGAACUGGUGCUGCCCAUGGUGGCACAGCCACUACUGUACAUUUUUUGGUUGUUUUUGGGAAUCUGAAUGAAGAGGAGUGCCAUUCUGGGCUCAGGUGGUUGCCAGUUCUUCACCAGGAGGGGAGCCACACCCCCUGCAACCACUUCUGUCCUCUUAGCCACCCCGCCCUCUUCCAAGCCAAAGCAUGGCCUGGUUUUUGUCUUCCCAUUUAGUUUUCCUCCUUUCCUCUCCUUUUUUGUGCUUAAUUUAUUAAAAUAGUUGCUGUAUAAUUUAUUUUCAUAAACUAUAAAAAAUACUAAAUGGUUAAAAUAGACUUGCAGGCCAAUCUUAAAUGGGGUGGGAGGGCCUUGGGGUGGGAGGAGAAGGGAAAGAUGUUUUGAUAUAAACAAAAUAAAUGCACUUUGGGUGUGUUUUGGUAUUUUUCUGGGGACAGAUGGGUGGGUAUUGGGAUGUCCCUGUAGAUUAGUUCCAGAAUGGGGUGUCUGUAUAUACUGUAUUAAUAGGCAUGUUUGACUCUUGUAAAGGGACAUUAGUAGCUGCUGCAGGUCCUGUUUGGAAAUCCCAUGUACAAUUCCUGGUUUUUGUAAGUGUCAGUGCGGGAGACAUUUGACUCUUGUGUUUGUAUCUCCUUUUUAUGAUUGCUGUACUGACCCAUGUCUUUUUGGGGAGGGGUGAAAAGAGAUUUGAAAUAAAAAUGUUUAGAAGUUA